Elephantulus edwardii (Cape elephant shrew) is the source of this 1602-nucleotide messenger RNA. It is a transcript of the gene ZDHHC6, whose product is annotated as zinc finger, DHHC-type containing 6. The record is from RefSeq and is a predicted model, not a curated record. Gene Ontology annotation, biological process: protein palmitoylation. Gene Ontology annotation, molecular function: protein binding; palmitoyltransferase activity. Gene Ontology annotation, cellular component: Golgi apparatus. The coding region runs from base 200 to 1441 and encodes 413 amino acids. NCBI's taxonomy places the organism in Eukaryota, Metazoa, Chordata, Mammalia, Macroscelidea, Macroscelididae. The transcript has 10 exons.
GUUGAGUUUCAAAUCAAGCCAGUGGUUUAAGAUAAAGAGCGCUGGAUGUUGAACAGUGAAGAUGACAUACUCUUUGUUAACAUCCUUGAAAGUAUGACAGUCGAGGAAGACAUGUGGACGUGUGGCAUGUGGAAAUGCAUGCACAGAAAAAGAAAAUCUGUCAUUCUUUAAAAAGAGGAAGGCAUCCUUCCACGCCAAAAUGGGCACAUUCUGCUCGAUAAUCAAGUUUGAAAAUCUCCAAGAAUUAAAGAGACUCUGUCACUGGGGUCCCAUCAUAGCCCUUGGUGUUAUAGCAAUAUGUUCUGUGAUGGCCAUGAUUGACUCUGUCUUGUGGUAUUGGCCCUUACAUACCACUGGAGGAAGUGUGAAUUUCAUCAUGUUGAUUAAUUGGACAAUCAUGAUUCUUUAUAAUUACUUCAACGCCAUGUUUGUGGGGCCUGGCUUUGUCCCUCUGGGAUGGAAACCGGACAAUUCUCAGGAUAGUAUGUACCUCCAGUAUUGUAAAGUCUGCCAAGCAUACAAGGCACCUCGUUCGCAUCACUGCAGAAAGUGCAACAGAUGUGUUAUGAAGAUGGACCAUCAUUGUCCUUGGAUCAAUAACUGUUGUGGCUACCAAAAUCAUGCAUCGUUUACACUGUUUCUGCUUUUAGCCCCGCUCGGUUGUAUUCAUGCUGCUUUUAUUUUUGUUAUGACGAUGUACACGCAGCUGUAUAAUCGGCUCUCCUUUGGCUGGAACACGGUGAAGAUUGACAUGAGUGCAGCCCGGAGGGAUCCUCUUCCAAUCGUUCCGUUUGGAUUAGCUGCAUUUGCUGCCACCUUGUUUGCUCUGGGAUUAGCAAUCGGAACCACCAUCGCUGUUGGGAUGCUGUUUUUCAUCCAGUUGAAAAUAAUUCUCAGAAACAAAACGUCUAUUGAAUCAUGGAUUGAAGAGAAGGCUAAAGAUCGAAUCCAAUAUUAUCAGCUUGAUGAAGUCUUUGUUUUUCCUUAUGAUUUGGGAAGUAGAUGGAAGAACUUUAACCAAGUGUUUACGUGGUCGGGAGCCCCGGAAGGAGAUGGCUUGGAGUGGCCUGUCCGACACGGCUGCCAGCAGUACAGCUUGACCAUAGAACAAUUGAAACAGAAAGCAGACAAGAGAGUGAGAAGUGUUCGCUAUAAAGUAAUUCAGGAUUAUAGUGGGGCCUGCUGUCCUUUGAAUAAAGGAAUCAAAACCUUCUUCACAAGCCCCUGCACUGAAGAGCCUCGAAUCAGGCUGCAGAAGGGGGAGUUCAUUUUAGCUACAAGAGGCUUACGAUACUGGUUGUACGGAGACAAAAUUCUUGAUGAUUCCUUUGUAGAAGGUGUUUCAAGAAUACGGGGCUGGUUCCCUCGAAACUGUGUGGAAAAGUGCCCCUGUGAUGGUGACACAAACCCGGCCCCCGAGGGUGAGAAGAAGAACAGAUAGCCACUGCUGAAGGAAAAUUAUUCUUUACGCCCCUCCAUUACUUGAAAAUUGUACAUAUUACUAAAGAAUUAUGCAAUGAGCCUACUCUGGGUAAGGUGUUCUUUUCCUCAAAGGUGCCCUCGUGCCAUGACUUAAAUCUCUUGGUUACCGUCUUGCAAUGG